This is a messenger RNA of Dreissena polymorpha, 7156 nucleotides long. RefSeq lists its product as uncharacterized. The record is from RefSeq and is a predicted model, not a curated record. The coding region runs from base 166 to 2802 and encodes 878 amino acids. The transcript has 15 exons. Lineage: Eukaryota; Metazoa; Mollusca; Bivalvia; Myida; Dreissenidae.
CAAAGAAGAGAUAGAGGCAAGGCGCCAUUUUUUGUUUACAUUUGAUUUCAACGCCUAAACCAUUAAAUGUUAUGGGUUUGAAGCUAUUUCCAACUGCGAAACGAGAAUAAAGAUAGGAACACUACAAGGGAUGUUUGUGUAAUGUGAUUUAAACAUUCAAUUCUGAUGGAGGAAAGAAAAUCAAGCAUGUGGGAACACGGCGAGCGGUUUGUAAAGAAGCUAAAAACAAACAACACCCCUGGUUCAGCAACUUCAAAAGAGGAGCCUUGCGAUGCUGUGACUCCAGUUACGCCAGAGUCUGGAUAUGGGAGUGCAACGUUGACACCCGAAUCCAAUCCUUCAGAUGACACGGAAAAGCAAACAACAGUAUUUGAACAGAGAACAAAUGUCGAUAAGUUGAAAACAUUUUUGCAACGGAACUUUCGACGUUUAAAGGAAGAAAUUGAUCCACAAGAAUUGUCGGAUUAUUUGCAUCAAAAUGGAGUUAUAUCAACUUGUGAUAUAGAAAAGGUUUAUGAAACAAAAGGACGGAGAAAUAAGGUGGACGUUAUGAUUAAAGCUAUCGUUAACUCAAAGGAUAUAUUCGACACACAAACAACAUCGAAGGUUUUCGAUGGUUUUGCAUCGAUCGGACGAUCAGACCUUGUCGAGACAUUCCAUGACGACUUUCCCACAGAGGAAGCAUAUACAGUCAAGGACACAUUUACAAAAGCUCAAGCCUACACACUCAUUAAAAAAUAUUGGCAUAUGCUGAAGAAUGAGGUUGAGCCACUCCUUGUUAUUGAUAGUCUUCUUGAAAAAAUGAUUUUAAACUUUGCACAACAUGAAAAUAUACGUGAAAGUGGCAACUUUAAUCCGACAAGAAUGGCACUCUUAUGUGCAAUUGUUUUAGACAAACCUCCGAUUGCUUUUCUUCGCUUUUGCGAAGUUUUAAAGGAAACUAGGAUUUACGAAAAUAUUGGUCAGGCCCUUCUUAAUCAUAAAGCAGAAGAUAUAACAGAACUAACAUUGCCAAAUACCAUGCCGCUGGAAAUCGAUUUGCAAUUGGAAUGUUCAAUUAGAGUAUCUAAAAAGAAUGACCACAGUGAUACUGAAAUUACAAUUGACCUUGGCUCUAAAGAGUUGGAAGAAAUGAUAGUAGAACACUACGAGGAACCUAGUGAUUUACAGUACGAGGCUAUGGAACUAGGAUUCGAUGUUGAAGACGUGACGUUUUCGUCCAUAAAAAUAAGACUCAAGGGUUUUACAGACCUAUCAGAUUUGAAUUUGAUGCAAAGGCUACAUAUUCAUAAAGUACUGAAGUCAGUCAUAACUGCUGAACACUUUAAGUUGAUGCGCGAAAAGAACCUUAAGUCAAUCGCCGUAACUGUACUCACGCGUGGAAAUCCGUCAAACUUUGACGAAGAAACAUGCUUUUGCAAACUCAAGAAAGAAGACAUUGUUAAAAAUUUCUCAACUAUCGAACAACGCCUUAAGCAUGUGGGCACAUUUGUCAAAGCUAUAACCGAAUCGAACCUAGUAACAGAUGCGCAGAAAAAAGAAUGGUUUGAAGCUAAAACUGAUGUAGACACUUGCCUUAGACUGCUAAUAGACGGUGACGAUAGAUGUGUGUGCCUGUUGGAAAAGCAUUUACGAGGAACGGGUCAAAAUAACUUGCUUAAAGAUUUAACUGCAAACAAUGUUACUGUUUCAACAUCUGAGCUACUAUCAGAAGAUAUUUGGAAGCAAAGAGAAGUUAUAAUUGAUGAACUUGAACCGAAAAGAUUUAUGAAUAUGCUUCGAGACAUAGAUGGGUCUGCUGCAAUUGUUGAUGUUAUCAUGAACAAAGACUUGUCGAGACGAGUGCGGUGCGAUGCAAUGGUAACAUUUCUCGAAAAUAAGGGCGCCACAAAACAAUUUCAGGAAGAACUUGAAAAACAAAAGAUGUACGAUUUGAUUAAUCUGCUAAAAUCCAAAAACGACACAUUAAGUUCAAGGUGUAUUGAUCAAGUUAAAGAGACACUUAUCAGUUCAAUGGAUGUAAUCUUUGAAAAUAUCGAACCGUGGCUAUUCAAGAAGUACCUUGUCAAAGAACCAGAGUUUAGUGAGAAAGAAUUUGAAAUCAUAUGCAAACAUACGGAGCGGAAAAGACGGGUGUUUUUAAUGAUGCAAAAAAUACUUAAGGGAGAUGAAAUACUGAUAGCAAGAUUUAUGAACGCUCUUGAACAACUACGUUACACUGGACCAUUGAAGCACAUCAAAGAAAUCACAGACAAAUAUCAUGGUUGUCCAAGACUACUCACGAAAGACAAAUCAGCGGAGGUGGUUUGGAAAUCUCAUGUUAAGUUCAAAACAUGCAUACAUGAAAAACACAAAAAAGAGGAAUACCUGUCGGUCCCAGCCAUUGGUUUUUGCGAUAAAACUGAAAAAUUAAACCGAAACCCAGUUGGAGUUGCUGAUUGGAUAAAUCAAAUUCCAGCGGAAACCGAGCGGCCAGAAAUUCACAUUAAAGAUGAAUUAGAUGAUGAUGUCCCGACCAUCCUAGAACUUAUUUGCGAAGAAGAAACACCUUACUCCAGUGCCAUAGAAGAGAUUCUGAUUUUGUUGACAAAUAUGCCGCAUAGUCAAGUCAAACGAAAGUGGACAAACUCAUUACCCGACGACGAUUUAUCAUACACGUCCUCUUGGUCACCCUCCAGUGUUUUCUCUGGUGAAUCGGUGGAUAGUAUACUUGAUUUUGAAAUAACUGUUUCUGAAUGUGCUGAAAUAAAGAUUCAAACGAGCGUUAAGGACGGACUAGAGAAUUCCUAUUUUUCGGCGUAAGCUGUAUUAAGCCAGCUUUUCACCUCUCCUGACCUUUGUAAGUGUCCAAUAAAAUUCAAAUAAAAUUUCCCGCGGCUAGGUACGAAUGAAUACACUUCAUUUAUUCCAUUGGCUGAUUUGAGUAUUCCACCAGAACAUUGGAAACAUAUCCGCGUCUUUGUAACACUGUUUUACUGCAUGAAACAAUUUUAUUUCUAAUGCCCGACAAACCACUUAAAUAGAUUUGUUCGAAGAACGCGCCUAUAAAUACGGAUACUUCGCGUGUGGCCGGUUGACUCAUAUGUUUUCACUUCCAUUCUUCUUUUGGUUUUCUGUUUUGUAUCUAUAGGAUUAUGACCAGCAAUAUGUAAUAAUGUAAAAUAAGCCGCGAAAACUCCGCGUAACAUCCCGUACUGCGUGUGAUGCAGCUAAGAACUGCACAGAAAAAAGCCAUUCGCUAUCCUUGAUCUCAUUCAUUGAACUAUCAACGCCGUAUAUCUUUUUUAAAGAUAUUUCUUGUUUCCAAGGUAUCCAAAUGAUUAUGACCAAUCAGAAAGCUCCUUGGAAAGCAAACCUUCCAUAAAAGGUUCUGGUUUUAUCAGGCAAAGAAAUGUAUGCAUAACAUUGUUUUAAACAAUUGCAUAUUAUUGAUAACUUUGUAAAAAGGAUAUUGUUUUGUCAGUAUGAAUUAUUAUUAAUCGCAUACUAUGCCAAAUUGGUUCACUCAAACAUACCUUUUUAAUGUUUUGAACUUUACAUGGUAAUUUUUUUUUGUAUAAUAUAUUUUGUAUACUGUUUACAUUUUAUAAUCUUAAAAGCUUGUUAUGCUGUUUAUAGCACUGAGGUUUGUAUAUAUAUGUGUGUACAGUUUUUAGUACUACUGCUUAAUGAUUUUGCGUAAUGCCAAAUAGCCACAUUGUCAUCAACUUUACACUAGGCAAAUUUUUUAAAGCACCAUAGACUUCAAAGUUGCUUUCAAAUCUAAAUUUAGGCCAUAUACAAUUUAAAGCCUCCAUGAACAUGUACUUCUCAUGAUAUAUUUCCGACACUAAUUUUGAUGUAGUGGUGUUUAAGUUUAACCCUAUAAUGCAAAAAUCGCUAAAAAAUUAACGUUUUUUUUUAAGUUCAUUUAUUAAACAAUCUUCAAAUAAUGUAGAACUACUAUGGAAUACGCAUGAAAUGCAAUCAACAUAAACCUGUCCUUUUAUUAGUGUCUUCAUAUCAAUAUUACUUGGUGUGUCCGUAUAUGGCACAAAUAAACCAACAUUAUUUUGCCGAUUAUGCAUGCUCCAGGGUGUAAGUAGUUGUCCGCGCCAGAGGAGACCAUCAUCAGUAAUAGUUUUGUGAACACACACUUUGUUUGGAAUGUUUUACUUCGUGUAUAUGCAAUAUUGCUUAUUGUUUCAUUAACCAUGCCAUUUGUAAAAUUGGGGUUCAUACAAAUUGAUGAGAUUCUACUUUUAAUAUGCAGCAAUAUUUAUGAAUUUUGAAUUUUAGGGUUAUCUGACUUACAAACCAAAUAUGAACGUUGAUGUAAGUAGUUUAUCAUUGAAUGUGAAUGAUGGUGAGGAUACACGAUUCUACUUUCACAGUGCUUAAUGUCAAUAGAUAGUUUAAUAUUUAAAAUAGCGAGUCUAUUCGAUGUUGCGGAUAUAACCUUAAAUACCUUUAAGUGUGUGAGCAUGACUAAAUUUGUUUUAUUUCAUUGUUUCAUAUUAUGGUAAGUUCUUCCACGUUUACCUCCGAGGUUAAAACGUUGAAUGCGUUAACACGGUAAUGUGUAAUGCUUACUCCACGUUAUCACAUGCUAUUGCGUGUAUAAAACAAUACGCUUUAUUACAAAAUCGUUUCUGUUCGACAGAUGUCAAUGUUUCUUUACGGUUGCAUUAAGCGAUUGACAAGUGUGUGUAGGAUCGUAGUGUUGCAUUACGUAUCAUUACGAAACAAGAAGCAAGUGAGUACUGAGGAUUUUCACAUUUGAAAAUUUUACGACAAUGUUGCAUGAACAUAUAUGUUAAUUUUAUCGUUUAUUUUAUGAGUUAGAUUUUUUCAAUAUUUGUCUUUAAAAAUUUACCUUACACUUACAUUAAGUAGCAAUAUAUUUGAUUCACAAUAAAUUAUAUCAUACAAUUAAUAGUUAAUAUAAUAUUAUUCAUAAUAAUAUAGUAAUUAGUGUAAAAGCGGGUUUUUAAUAUUUUAUCUCAAACAUUUUAUCAGCAUUGUUGUUACAUUUUUUAAUGCUUUACCAUUAUUUUAAAUGUCUUUUUUAACAUGUUUAGUUGUUUUAAUAAGGGAUCUUUACUCCAUUUCUUUUUGUGUAUAUUAUGUAAUAUGUAAUUAUGUCAGAAUGUAAUUGAGCAGUGGUCAAAUUUAUGAAGAUUGAUUCAUUUAUUUCAAUCCGUUUUAAAAUAACACUGUUUUUCUUUGAAAUAAUAUAAUGAAAUUGUUAUAUAAAUGUUAACUUGUCUAGUUGCAAUUUAUACAUUGUGUUGACAAUUUUUAAUAAGCAUCGAAGUUAAGCCGUUUAAGUUAAUAUACUUGAAUAAUUCCUGCUUUGUAAUAUGGAUUAUUGAUAAUAUGAUAAGGUGUCUGGAGCUUAACAAACAAGGAAAACAUUUUUUUUUAAAUCGUACUUGAUAUUUUAUAUUGCUAACAAGCAUUUCAUAAACCUGAUACAGACAACCUACAAACUCUAAAAAACAUUUAGAUAAUCAACAGGUCAUGUAGUAUGCUUUAUAAAAUAUAGCAGUAAUUAUUGCAGUAGCUAAUGUUUUAUAAUAGCUUUAAUUCAUAUCAUUAACAUUCUUAAAAUGCAUCUUUAUUGUUGUAGAAAACAUUUAGGAACAGACACGAUACUAUAAUAUUUCAUUUGUAUGAAAUCGCCAAAGAUAAAAUACAUUCCAAUACAGUUUGACAGUACAUUUUGAAAAAACAAAAUCUGCUCCAGUAUAAAAUGUAAAAAAAGAUUUUUCUUGUUACUUGAAAGUUCAAUUUAUACAUAUUUCUCUUGAUUAUUUCUGCUCAACCAGUUUUAAUGUAAGUGUCGCCAAACUUUAAGAAAAUUUAACUAAGCAUAAAUGGAGGGCAAGGUAAAAUAACCAAUUAAAGAAUCAUACGAUGGGGGCAUAAUUAUAAUAUCUCAGAAGUAGUUAUUUUUCGUUUUAACUUAUAUUAACUUUAACAAUGUAUCAUGCGAAUUUGUUUACUGGAUUUCUUUGCGAGUAAUUACAGGUGUUGCCUUUAAACAUUUUAUAAACAUCCGAAUUACUUGAAUAUUGGAUAUGUAUCAGAAGAUGGCUUCGUUUUCUGUGUGUCUGUUUCCAGUUGUAUGAAUACAUAUUUAGUUUCAUGUUAAAAAUUUAAAGCUUACCCCCAUUUUUGCACAUAUUCCGACCUCCUACAAUAUUUACUUUGAACAAAGAUAUUGUCAAAACAGCAAUAUCAUUAACUGUUUGCAUUGCCUUCUGUCAUAUAAUAUAUGUCCUUGUCGAAUUAAGAAGGAUUUUAUUAUAAGGCUUCUUUGAAAAUUCGAUAAAAAGCUAGUUAACUCUGUAAAGACGAAAUGAUAUUUUGACUAAAGUUAAGAAAAUAUCUUUGACCACAAACAAGAUCACUGAACAACAUAAAACAUUAAGUAUUUAAGUGAAAGAAGUCCAUAGCUCUUCAAACGUGAUAAAACUUGGUCAAACUGUUGUAUCAAAUUAAAAAAGUGUGUAUUAAUAUGAAAGAAACAAACACAUGUCAUUUACUUCAAUGUCAAAAUUAUGUGUUAAUUAAAAUAACAUAAACUUGUGUUGAAUUGUCAUAAAUACCUUGUUUUUAUAUAAUCCAGAAUAUUUGACUAUUUUAUCAGAUUAGUUUUUCCAAAAAGUGUAAACAAUUUAAAAUACGAACCGUUUGUCCCACAAUGUUUUACUUUAUUCAUAAUACUUCUCGGGUAUCGAAAUCAGCUGCAUCAAGAAUUUCUUAAUUUUGUAUCAAGUUCAUGAUACAUCAAUUGUUAACAGUGUAUAAAUAUUAAAAUCUAAAUUUUGUACUCAUUGUUAUAAUUUUAGUAACUUGUAUAUUGUUUAUAUUGUUGAUUGCUUAUAGAAAUAACUACAUGUUAUAUAUCGUAUGAGUAUUUGUAUUAAAAGAUUUUGCUGACAUUAUAAAAUACCGUUACUCAUACAAAUGCAAUCAUCAUCAUCAUCAUCAUCAUCAUCAUCAUCAUCAUCAUCGUCGUCGUCGUCGUCGUCGUCGUCGUCGACGUCGUCGUCGUCAUCAUCAUCAUCAUCAUCAUCAUCAUCAUUGUUAUCAUCGUCAUCAAUCACAGUCAAUGUAAAUCAUCAUCAUCAUCAUGUAAAGUGUCAAUAAAUGGAAUUGCAUAAAUUUA